This is a messenger RNA of Caenorhabditis remanei, 927 nucleotides long. RefSeq lists its product as uncharacterized. Bases 1 to 927 code for a protein of 308 amino acids. NCBI's taxonomy places the organism in Eukaryota, Metazoa, Nematoda, Chromadorea, Rhabditida, Rhabditidae. The record is from RefSeq and is a predicted model, not a curated record. The transcript is spliced from 3 exons. Gene Ontology annotation, molecular function: structural constituent of cuticle.
AUGUGGUGGGAAGUGAAGGCGGUGGCUGCUGUCUCGACGACAUGUUCGUUGGGAGCUAUUGUAAGCUGUCUGGUGGUGCUGCAUGGUCUGUUUCAAGAGAUGGAUGAGAUGGAGGUUCAGGUCAACGAGUCGAUUCGCGUGUUCCAAUUCGAAACGGACCCCGCGUGGCACGACAUGAUGAAUGUGCAGUCGACGGUGGCGCCACCGUCGCGAGCACCCGUCAACCCGUUUGAGAGUCAUUUGAAAAAGAAGAGGCACACGUACGGUGGACUUCCCGCGUGGUGUCAGUGUGAGCCGACGAAACCGGUUUGCCCGCCCGGACCACCAGGCUCCCCCGGUAACCCUGGUACCCCUGGAACGCCCGGAUCCCGUGGUCCACCUGGAGCGGAUAACCAACAAGUCUACGAACUCAUUCGAUGUCCACUUCCCGAAAGAGACUGCAUUCGGUGUCCUGCAGGACUUCCAGGAUAUCCCGGUAGAGAUGGUCCAACUGGAGAACCUGGUCCAGCUGGAAAACCUGGAAAUCCAGGGUAUCGAGGAGCCGAUGGCAAGCCAGGACGGCCUGGAGAGCAAGGCAAUUCGGGAUUACCGGGUAGACCGGGAUCGGAUGGAAAACCUGGUUUACCUGGAAGAGAUGGAAAGAAGGGAAGAGGACUUCCAGGAAGAGAGGGAAGAAUCGGGUUCCCUGGAAAAGAGGGACCGCCUGGACUCGACGGAAAACUCGGAAGACCUGGUCUACCAGGACCGGCGGGUCCUGAAGGGAAACCUGGGUACCCUGGGGUGCCUGGACAAGAUGGAUCACCUGGAGAGGUUGGGGCGCCUGGAGGACCGGGACCUGAUGCCGGGUACUGUCAGUGUCCGAAUCGUGGCAAUGUGUAUAGAAAUCCGUACCCGUAUCGAUCGAAAGCAAGACUUCAUAAGCAGUGA